AUCUCCAACACUAUUUUUUUUCACAUUGUAAAAGGGGAAAUAAAAUAAAAUAGAGGAUGGAAAAUUUUUGUGGUGCUAGCUUUGGUAAGAUGAUGAAUACGGCAAGGCCUUAUUUGCUAACUGUGGGAUUGCAAUUUGGGAUGGCAGGGACGUACCUCUUCACCAUGGCUAGCCUUAACCAUGGAAUGAAUCGUUUGGUGUUCAUUGUUUAUCGCAAUGCCAUCGCUGCAUUGUCCCUUGCCCCUUUUGCAUUGAUUUUUGAAAGGAAAGUGAGGCCAAAGAUGACAAUCUCUGUAUUCUUCCAGAUAGUGGCUCUUGGAUUUCUAGAGCCGGUGAUUGAUCAAGGGUUCACUUUCUUGGGGAUGCAAUACACUUCAGCUUCAUUUGCAUCAGCUGUUAUGAACGCGGUGCCCUCUGUCACCUUCGUGCUUGCAGUGCUUCUCAGGAUCGAGCGCAUAAAAAUAAAGGAGAUAAGGAGUCAAGCAAAAUUGCUUGGAACCUUAGUAACUUUUGCAGGGGCUAUGCUGAUGACGCUUUACAAAGGCCCUGCAUUCAACUUGUUUCAUUCAUCAAACACGAUGCAUCAGAAUGCUCAAAGUCACUCUCUUGAUUCUCACAAAAACUGGAUCACCGGCACACUUUUCAUAUUCCUUGGUUGUAUUGCUUGGUCUUGUUUCUACAUUUUGCAGUCCAUAACAGUGAGAAGGUACCCAGCAGAACUAUCACUAUCAUCGUUGAUAUGCUUGGCGGGUACUUUUGAAAGUGCAGUGGUUGCUCUCAUUUCAGAUCAUCGCCCUCAAGCGUGGGCAAUUGGCUGGAACUACACCCUCUACGGUCCUCUCUACACUGGAAUAGUGAGUUCAGGAAUUGCAUAUUAUAUACAAGCGUUAGUAAUGCAAAGCAGAGGACCAGUGUUUGUAACGUCUUUUAAUCCGCUUUGCAUGAUCAUCGUUGCUGCUUUGGGAUCCUUCCUACUAGGAGAACAGCUCCACCUUGGAAGCAUUAUUGGAGGCAUUAUAAUCGCAGUAGGGCUUUACUCUGUGGUGUGGGGUAAAGGAAAAGACUACACAGACCUCACAACAUCAUCAACAACAAUAAAGGAAACUGAAACUCAGCAGCUUCCAAUUACCUCACCAACUGAAAAAUAAGUGAAGACAGAACUUAUACUGAAUAGAGAGUGUAUAAUUUUGAAGGAAAGUGACAAAGUUACUUCACCCCUUCGUUUUCAUCACUUGGAACGAUGGUUGUGUUUUAGUGUGUGCAAAUUAUAUAUUAACCAUGUUAAGUUAAAAAAUAUGACUUCGUUUCUUUAUCAAUAUUAGAUCGACUGUUCUGUUGUACUGUUUAAAUCAUUCAAAAGUUGAAGUGUUUAGUGAAUAUGCAAUUUUAUUUUCAUUUUA
Molecule: messenger RNA, 1400 nt
Organism: Arachis stenosperma
Lineage: Eukaryota; Viridiplantae; Streptophyta; Magnoliopsida; Fabales; Fabaceae
Product: WAT1-related protein At4g08290-like
Exons: 7
Coding region: 57-1148 (363 amino acids)
Cellular component (GO): plasma membrane
Molecular function (GO): transmembrane transporter activity
Source: RefSeq, a predicted model, not a curated record